Messenger RNA from Argentina anserina (silverweed cinquefoil), 1592 nucleotides. Its product is annotated as pectin acetylesterase 8-like. Gene Ontology annotation, cellular component: plant-type cell wall. Gene Ontology annotation, biological process: cell wall organization. The record is from RefSeq and is a predicted model, not a curated record. The transcript is spliced from 13 exons. NCBI's taxonomy places the organism in Eukaryota, Viridiplantae, Streptophyta, Magnoliopsida, Rosales, Rosaceae. Gene Ontology annotation, molecular function: pectin acetylesterase activity. Bases 153 to 1346 code for a protein of 397 amino acids.
CUCUUCUUUAGCCCCCAUUACUCCCCCUAUUAACUCCUUAUUCAGCAGUUAUAUCAGUUGAAGAAGUACAAAGAGCCCCAUGUUCUGAACUGGGCUCCUCCCACAAUCUUCAUCACCCAGUCUCUGCCAUUUCCUCUCCUUCCUUCUGGCAGAUGGGUGAUGCAAGAUUAGGCCAAUGGUUGAAUCUUCUGGUAUGUUCUGUGUUACUGCUGAAGGCAACAGGAGUUCCUGUGGGAAUCACUAUCCUUCAGACUGCGGUUGCCAAAGGAGCUGUUUGUUUGGAUGGGAGUCCCCCAGCUUAUCAUUGGGACAAGGGGUUUGGUUCAGGACUUAACAAUUGGUUGGUUCACAUUGAGGGAGGAGGAUGGUGCCACAAUGUCACAAAUUGCCUUGGCCGUAAGACCACUCGUUUAGGUUCAUCAAAGCAAAUGCUGAAGGCAAUUCCUUUUGCUGGAAUUCUGAGCAACAGGCAAUCUUAUAAUCCAGGCUUUUACAACUGGAAUAGAAUAAAAAUCAGGUACUGUGAUGGUUCAUCAUUUACUGGUGAUGUUGAAGCAGUAGAUCCAGCUACUGGUCUUUACUUCAGAGGGGCAAGGGUUUUCCGUGCUGUUAUGGCUGAUUUAUUGGCAAAAGGAAUGGGAAAAGCUGUAAAUGCUGUCCUCUCUGGUUGUUCUGCUGGUGGAUUGACUUCUAUUCUUCAUUGUGAUAACUUCCGUUCUCUCUUACCUUCUGCAACCAAUGUGAAAUGUGUUUCAGAUGCUGGUUACUUUAUCAAUGUAAAGGACGUUUCUGGAGCACAACACGUACAAGAGUAUUUUACCAGUAUUGUUACAACCCAUGGUUCUGCGAAGAAUUUGCAUGCAUCUUGUACUUCAAAAUUGAGACCAGAUUUGUGUUUCUUCCCCCAAUAUGUGGUACCACAGAUUCGGACGCCAAUAUUCUAUGUAAAUGCAGCCUAUGAUUCAUGGCAGAUAAAGAACAUUGUGGUACCAGGAGUUACUGAUCCUCAUGGAACUUGGCAAAGCUGCAAACUUGAUAUAAAGAAUUGCUCACCCACUCAGCUCAAAAUCAUGCAAAACUUCAGGUUGCAAUUUCUAAGCGCAAUUGGUGGUGUGAGCACCUCUGCAUCGAAGGGAAUGUUCAUAGACUCUUGCUAUCUACACUGUCAAUCUGAGUUGCAGGAGACUUGGUCCAUGCCUAAUUCCCCACUAAUCAACAAAACGACAAUUGCAAGGGCAGUUGCAGACUGGUUCUAUGACCGAACUCCAUUCCAAAAGAUAGACUGUCCUUACCCUUGCAAUCCUACUUGCCAUGCUCCCAUGUUUGAUCCAAAUGUGCACUUUUGAGACAACUAUAUACCAUUCUUAUAGGUCAGGUAAUUGAUCAAAUAUACACCAUUGUUCCCUCAUAUAGCAAAUCAUUUAUAUAGAAUAAGUAUUAUCAGUCAAAUUGAUUGAUCAAAAUAAAGAAAGCUCACCACAGCACAAAAACUUGUGUGCUGGGUGCUUUCCCCCAUUGUUAAAACCACAUUAUUCUUCCAUCUUUUGAUUCAAAGGUGGCCAUAUAUAUCUUGUACUGAAAAUUCAAUGAUC